ACCGGUUCCCCUGGCUGUAACGAUAAUACGGCUCUGGGAUCGUUGCCUGGUAAGCCAAUGCCUUUGCUUCAUCAGCCAGUCUCUCCACAGGUGUGUUGCUGUCGCAGACUGCUGGGAAAGCAGUCCCCAGUGUGGAAAGAGAGGGCUCGACACCAGCUUGGACUUCCAGGGACCUUUCUUUCCAGGCAGAAAUUUAACAUUAGAAACGCCUCCAGAAGAUCCACCAUUGCAGUGAGGAGUGGGAGCAAAUCUAGGAAGGACCGGGAUGGGAAUCCUAUAUUCUGAGCCCAUCUGUCAGGCAGCCUACCAGAACGACUUGGGGCAAGUGUGGCGAUGGGCCAAAGAAGACAACCAUAACGUGAACAUUCAAGACAGCUUCAAUGGAGACACUCCCCUCAUCUGCGCCUGCCGGCGAGGGCACCUGCGAAUCAUCUCCUUUCUUUUAAAGAGAAAUGCUGAUGUCAACCUCAAAAACUUGAAGGAGAGAACCUGCUUGCACUACGCUGUGAAGAAGAGGUUCACCUUCUUUGAUUAUCUACUCAUUAUCCUUCUAAUGCCUGUCUUGCUUAUCGGAUAUUUCCUCAUGGUAUCAAAGACAAAGCAGAAUGAGAGUCUCGUACGGAUGCUUCUUGAUGCUGGUGUCGAAGUUAACGCCACUGACUGCUAUGGCUACACUGCUCUGCAUUAUGCAUGCCAGAUGAAAAACCAGACUCUCAUCCCUCUGCUUCUGGAAGCCCGUGCAGACCCCAUGAUAAGGAAUAAGCAUGGUGAGAGUUCACUGGAUAUCGCACAGAGACUGAAAUUUUCCCAGAUUGUAUUAAUGCUAAAGAAAGCCUCAUAGUCCUGUGACUUCUCAUGUGACGACACAGACACAGGUGAAGGACC
Messenger RNA from Acomys russatus (golden spiny mouse), 885 nucleotides. RefSeq names its product ankyrin repeat domain 22 (gene Ankrd22). Bases 266 to 841 code for a protein of 191 amino acids. NCBI's taxonomy places the organism in Eukaryota, Metazoa, Chordata, Mammalia, Rodentia, Muridae. The record is from RefSeq and is a predicted model, not a curated record. Gene Ontology annotation, molecular function: protein binding. The transcript has 6 exons.